This is a messenger RNA of Fundulus heteroclitus (mummichog), 3124 nucleotides long. RefSeq names its product endosome-lysosome associated apoptosis and autophagy regulator 1 (gene elapor1). Bases 19 to 2982 code for a protein of 987 amino acids. The record is from RefSeq and is a predicted model, not a curated record. Gene Ontology annotation, biological process: autophagosome assembly; positive regulation of vacuole organization. Lineage: Eukaryota; Metazoa; Chordata; Actinopteri; Cyprinodontiformes; Fundulidae. Gene Ontology annotation, cellular component: late endosome; trans-Golgi network; extracellular exosome. The transcript has 22 exons.
AGCGCUGCCAGAGCUGUGAUGGAGCGAGGCCUGGGGGACCCGAGGACAUGUGCUCUCUGUGCCGUCGUACUUUGGCUGCUUGUCGCACAUACCUCCGCAGAUUUGCCCAUGUGCAAAGGGUCGGAUUAUCACUUUGAGUACACAGAGUGUGACGUACUCGGGUCAAGAUGGAGGGUAGCGAUUCCCAACAAAGCAGAGACGUGCACAGGCCUCCCAGAUCCAGUCAAAGGGACUUACUGCACUUUUUCUUGCAAUCAAGGAGAGUACCUUGACAUGCAGUCGCAGCAGUGCCAGAAGUGUGCCGCAGGCACCUACUCUUUGGGAACCAGCAUCGCCUUCGAGGAGUGGGACAGCCUACCAACGGGUUUUAUCACUCAUGGGGUGACGACAAAUGAGGGCAAUGCCUUUAUAAACUGUUCCAACUCCACCUGGACGCCAAAGGGUGAGUAUGUGGCGUCCAACACAGAUGAGUGCACUGCAACGCUCUCUUACGCUGUGAGCCUGAAAAAACCUGGAACGCUGUUCUUUGAGUAUUUCUACCCCGACACCAACAUCUACUUUGAGUUCUUCGUUCAGAACGACCAGUGUCAGUCCACGGAUUUUGAGAGCCGCUUGAUGAGGAUUUCGGAGAGCAGCUGGAGCAACUACAAGGUAGAGUUGAGUAAAGGGAACAAUGUUCUAUACUGGAGAACCACAGCGUAUGCUCUGCUGGGUAGUGCUGUCAAACCUGUGCUGCUAAGAAACAUUCAGGUCUCAGGGGUUGCCUACACGUCUGAGUGUUUCCACUGCAAACCUGGCACGCGCAGCUCAAAAGCAGGAUCUGCCCGCUGCACCCCCUGUCCUGCUGAUACCUACUCCAACAAGGGCGCCACCGUUUGCCAGGAGUGUGAACCCGACAGCUAUGCCGUACCUGGUUCAGGGAGCUGCAAACCAAGGUCUGCAUGUACGAACAGUGACUACUUUUACACCCACACCCCCUGUGACUCUGAGGGAAAGACUCAGCUAAUGUACAAAUGGAUCGAACCAAAGAUCUGCAGCGAGACUGUCGGAGGAGCGGUGAAGCUUCCAGCGUCAGGAGGGAAGCAGGACUGCCCGCCGUGUAAUCCAGGCUUCUUUGUGACUAACUCCUCAACGUGUGAGCCCUGCAGCAACGAUUCGUACUCGGAUGGAAAAGUUUGUAAGGAGUGCCCUGUUGGCACAGAACCAGUGCUGGGGUUUGAGUACAAGUGGUGGAACACCAUGCCGAAGAACAUGGAGAGCUCCAUCUUUGAUCAGGAGUUCAGCAACUCGGACCGAAGAACAGCAUGGGAAGUUGCUGGAGAGUAUAUUUACACCACCCCAGGGGUUCAGGACUCUGACUACCUGAUGUUGACCCUCAAUGUCCCUGGAUACAGGGCUCAGUCCACGGCCAAAGACAAUGACAUGAGUGAACUGUCUCGCAUCACCUUCGUAUUUGAGACCGUCUGCACGGCUGACUGCAAAUUUUACUUUCUGGUGGGUUACAGUAAGUGGAAUAAUUAUUUGGUGGAGCAGUGGAAAGGCAGAAACAGGAAGCAGUCAUACUCCUACCUGAUCCAGAGCAACAACACCGUCAGUUUCACCUGGACCUUUCAACGGGCUGAGGAAUUCAGCAUGGAAAGGAACAUUAGCACUGAUGCUGCAAAGAUCUACUCCAUCCACAUCACUAAUGUGAUCGGAGGUGUGGCCUCUCAGUGUCGCCGCUGUGCUGUGACGUCUGACAAGACCGAGUCCUCCUGUGUUCCCUGCCCGCCUGGACACUACAUGGUCAAUGCCACAGGAGCGUGUGAGAGCUGUCCACCAAACACCUACAUUAGAGCCAGUCACCCUGUGGGAAAGGCAGCAUGUGUCCAGUGUGGACCGAACACAAAGAGAAACAGGGCACACACAGCUUGUCUUAGCGACUGUACGUUCAGGGUUCAAACAGGAGAAGAGGCUGUGCAGACCUACGAUUUCUCUCCCCUGUCUAAUGUCACCGGCUUCACCAGCAGCCCCCGUUUCACCAACAGAGGCCUGCGAUAUUUUCACCACUUUAACCUGAAUCUCUGUGGGACAGAGAGUCGAGUGGCAGCCUCCUGUGUGGACAACGUCACUGAGAGUGGAAAAGUGGUCAAAGGCUACGUCUGUCAGUCCACGGUGGUUCCUUCUGACAUCCGGAGUCAGAGCAUGGUGUCGUCACAACCAUUCAUCAUCGGCGACUCACUCAUUGGUGUGACCACUGAGACAACACUGGCAGGCAUCUCUUCUCCAGCAUGGCUGUUCCCUUCAGCUGAGCCUCAGCCGCCAGAUGUUAUAUUCUAUUACAAGUCGAGCGAUACAACCCAGGCCUGCAAACAGGGCAGGUCAGCCACUGUCAGACUUCGAUGCAACCCCACAACCAACAUUAAAGACCGCAUCAUGCUGCCCAGUAAAUGCUCUGAGGGGACAUGUGAUGGUUGUACAUUUCACUUCCUGUGGGAGAGCCAGCAUGCAUGCCCACUCUGCACCACAGAUCACUACAGGGAGAUUGUCAGCGCUUGCAUCCAGGGGAUUCAGAAAACCACCUAUGUGUGGCAGCAGCCUCUGCAGUGUUACGGAGGAGAAUCACUGCCGCCACAAAAAGUCAGCGCUUGUGUGACUUUGGAUUUCUGGCUCAAGUUUGGCGUUUCCAUAGGAUUGAUCGCCGCUGUGCUUCUCAUCAGUAUCAGCUGUUAUUUUUGGAAGAAGACACGCAAGCUGCAGUAUAAGUACUCCAGGCUGAUGAUGACCUCGGGAGGUAAAGAGUGUGAGUUACCGACUGCAGACAGCUGCGCGAUAAUGGAGGGAGAGGAUGCAGAGGACGACCUAAUGGAUCUCACCCAUAAAUCCUUCUUUACCAAAAUAAAGUCUUUCUCACGAGAGAGAACAUCCGAUGGAUUUGACUCGGUCCCGCUCAAGUCCUCUUCACGGCACCAGCAAGAGGAAGAAGAGGAGGAGGAGGACUGAUGAUGCUGAAAUCAGAGCAAAAGCAGAUUUAUUUGAGCACUGAAGACGUCUUCAGUUUUAGAGUCUUAGAGUUUUUGGAUAGUAAAAUAGAGAUUAGAGGUUGUAUUUGCUUUGUUUCAAAGAUUUUUUUACAAGUUUAAUU